Molecule: messenger RNA, 3684 nt
Organism: Cannabis sativa
Lineage: Eukaryota; Viridiplantae; Streptophyta; Magnoliopsida; Rosales; Cannabaceae
Product: protein ALWAYS EARLY 3
Exons: 20
Coding region: 184-3513 (1109 amino acids)
Biological process (GO): DNA-templated transcription; regulation of cell cycle; regulation of transcription by RNA polymerase II
Cellular component (GO): nucleoplasm; transcription repressor complex
Molecular function (GO): DNA binding
Source: RefSeq, a predicted model, not a curated record
GAAAUUCUGUAAAGUAUUUAUUUUAAAGUUUCGCGGUUAUGCCCUCAGUUUCUCAUUCAUCAUCAUCAUCUUCUUCUUCCUCUUCCUGCGAUCCCAUCAUCAUCACCACUACUUGCUUCGCUCUCGAUCGCCCAACGGCUCUGAAUGUGAAAACGAUUCGAUUGAAAGCUAAGAAAGUUCUCCAUGGCCCCUUCAAGAAAAUCUAGAAACGGAAAUAAGCAGCUUUCUAACGUUAUUGAAGUUUCUCCUAACAAACAUGGAGAACCUAUAAACAGAAGUAGGCUGAAAAAGCGGAAGUUGUCUGACAUGUUAGGGCCUCAGUGGAGUAAGCGAGAACUUGAGCGUUUCUAUGAAGCGUAUCGUAAGUAUGGGAAAGAUUGGAAGAAGGUGGCUUCUGCGAUUCGUAACCGUUCAUCUGAGAUGGUUGAGGCCCUCUAUUCAAUGAAUAGGGCAUACUUAUCUCUUCCUGAGGGUACUGCCUCAGUUGCUGGACUGGUAGCAAUGAUGACUGAUCAUUACUGUGUACUAGGAGUAAGUGACAGUGAUGAAGAGAGCAAUGAGACUGGAGGAGAAUUUCAAGAGCCUCAAAAGGGCACACGAGGAAGAUCUCAUAAUAGCACAAAUAAAGGAUUAGACAGGACUUUGCCAGAUCUUUCGCAUUUCCACUCAGCUGCAUCACAUAAUGGGGGCCUGCCAAUGUUAAAAAAAAGGCGCACAGGUAUUAUACCUCACACUGUUCGAAAAAGGACUCCUCGUAUUGAUGUAUCAAAUGCUGAUAAAGAUAGCAGGGAUGUUAAUAAUGAUGGUGUUCAUAAGCUAGCAAUGGUUCUGACGGAGGCCUCACAAAGAAGUGGUUCCCCCCAUGCUUCUUGGAGGCCUAACAGGAAAAUGGAAGGUGGUUCACCAUCACCACAUCGAGAUGGUGGUAGGAUGUGUGCUAGACCUGAAAUGAGCAGUGGACAGCUUCAGUAUGCUAAAGUUGAUGACAGGGCUAGUGGGUUUAGCAUAGGGAACACAGAAACUAAUAAUAAGGAUUGUGAGAUACCAAGAAAUCAUUUGAUGGGUAGAAAAGGUGCUGGUACAGAAUAUGGUCAAAAGAAAGGAAAGAACUAUUUUCUAAAAAAGCUAGACGAUAAAGACAAGGUAAGUGAUCAGUUGGAUGACAUAGAAGAAGAUUAUAUUGGAACAGAGAAACAAAAGUUAAGUGCUAAGGGAAGAAUUCAAACUGAGGUUGUGAAUGUGAAAAGUCCUAGGUCCAUUACUAAGGAUUCAAGGAAAAGAAGUAGAAAUUCUCUUUAUGAAGGAGAUGAGGGUUCUCCUUUUGAUGCCCUGGUAACCCUGGCAACUACGUCUUUGAUGAUGCGAGAAGAAACUGCUGAUACAGUUUGUGAUGUUGAAGAUACUAAUUCCAGAGCAUCUAAACUAGGAAAGUCCAAGGGGGGUGCCCCUGAGUUUAAUGCUGGUAUAGAGAAAAGUAAACAGAAGUUUUUCCCCUCAAAAUUGCAGCCACAUGAAAAUGAACUACAAGUUGAUCUCUGUCAGAGUGACAAUCAAAGGAUUGAGAUUAAUGACAAGGCAAAGAGGUUUAUGUGUAAAGGCAAACGCUCGUCUUAUCCUUCAAGCCUACCACGAAAACUGGCAAAGCCUUUAGAUCUUACAUAUUCAGAAAGCAGUGUUAAAGGGAAAGUGAACGACUCUGUUUUAUCAACAAGAGAAGUUCAUCCUGCAAACCAGUUGAACAUACCUACAAAAGCCCGGAGUAGACGGAAGAUGAACAAACAGAGACCAUUUAUUACAGAAGAUGUAAAUAAAACUGAGAAAGUUUUGGAUGACCGACCUAAUUUACACAUCUCUUUAUUUCGUAAUGGAAGCCAAAGUCUCAAGGAAAAACUAUCUACUUGCCUACAUCAGUAUCAGGCACGAAGAUGGUGUGCUUUUGAGUGGUUUUAUAGUGCGAUUGAUUACCCAUGGUUCGCCAAAAGUGAGUUUGUUGAGUACCUGAUUCAUGUUGGAUUAGGUCAUGUUACAAGAUUGACUCGUGUUGAAUGGGGUGUAAUAAGAAGUUCUCUUGGCAGACCACGAAGAUUUUCAGAGCAAUUUUUGAAGGAGGAAAAGGAGAAGCUUAAUGAGUACCGGGAGUCUGUUAGAGCACAUUAUGCCGAGUUACGUGCCGGCACCAGGGAAGGGCUUUCUACUGAUUUAGCUCGGCCUCUAUCAGUUCAACAACGUGUUAUUUCUAUUCAUCCUAGGACUAGGGAGAUUCAGGAUGGAACUGUGCUAACGGUUGAUGAUAGUAGGUACCACAUUCAGUUUGACAGACCUGAUUUAGGAGUUGAAUAUGUCAUGGACAUUGAUUGCAUGCCGUUAAAUCCAAUGGAGAAUCUGCCGGCAUCUUUCACAAGGCACAAUUUCAUUGUCAACAAUUGUUUUGAGACUUUUAAUGUGUGCAAAAUCAAUAAACAGCCAAAAGAAGGAAAGAGUGAUGAGCACACAAAGGUUGUCUCAAUUGGCAAUGUGGAUAACCCUGGAAAUCAUUAUGCUUCCCCAUCAACUCAUGACAUUUGUGAAGGAUUAAGGCAGAAAGAGGGAUAUGCAUCACAUUCUGAUUUACAAGCUAAACUUGUGUCCUACAAAACCACUACCCCACAAAACAAAGCAAAUUCUCAGUCUUCACCACUUGCGCAGAUUCGGGCAAAAGAAGCUGACAUACAAGCUAUUUCCGAAUUAACUGUUGCUCUUGACAAAAAGGAAGCUGUAGUGUUCAUGUUGAGGUGCAUGAAUGACGAUGUCUUGGAAAAGGAAAAGAAUGGUGACAGCUCUUUAAAGAAUUCUGAAACUUUCAAGAAGCAUUAUGCUGCUGUACUCUUGCAAUUCGACGAAGUCAAUAAACAGGUUUCUUCUGCUCUACUUGCAUUGAGAAAACGCAAUACAUAUAGUGGAUUCUCUCCUUUGGCUAGUUUAAAUGACCCUGAUGGUCGCUUAAGCUCCGCGGAUUUUUGCUCACACAAUAUCCAAGAAUGUGGGUCUCAGGUAGCUGAAAUUAUUGACACUUCAAAAAUGAAGGCCAGAAAAAUUGCUGGUAAAGCGAUGCAGGUAAUGUCUUCUUUGGAAAAGAUGGGAAAAAGCUUCAAGAGUUCUGAGGAGGCUGUAGUGUUCGUACAAAAUCAACUUUCGGAUGAGGAUUUAGAAUUAGACAUGCCAUCCACGAGAUCUUCUACAACCUACAGAGAUAAAGCUAAGGUUCAUCUCGAGCAGUCUCCAGCAACAUCAACACCUUCGGCAACUUGUCAUGCUCUUGAUCCUUCAGAACUCAUUAUAUCCUGUUUAGCUACCAUACUCAUGGUGAAGAGAUGCACAGAACGGCCAAUCCCACCGGCUGAAAUUGCCCGGGUGCUAGACUAUGCCCUCACAACUGUGCAACCGCGUUGUUCACAGAACCGUUUUGCUUAUGAGGAAAUACAGAUGUUAAUGGGCAUUAUUAGAACUAAGAUAUUUGCACUUGUGCCUACAUAAGUCGUGCUAAAUUCCCCUAUUAUUUUUCUAUCUGCACCAUAUAACAUAAUUACUACUAGGUUUACUGCAGCAAUUAUUUGUUUCUUCCCUUUUCUUCUAAUGUUUUCUAAUAAUGUUGUACAGUAUAUUAGUGCCAGUAUAUAAGAAUAAGUUGAGUUAACAGUUUUACCA